GGAAGCGGCAGCGCCGCCGCCGGUCAUUGUGGCUCCACGACGCGAUGGCUUCAAGGUUACUUCGCGGAGCGGGGUCCGUGGUGGGCCAGGCCCUGCGGAGCCGCCUGCCGCUCCGGCUCCCGGGCCGCCAGCCCGCCCGCACCAUGGCGGCCGGAGGCGGCAUCCCCACCGACGAGGAGCAGGCCACCGGAUUGGAGAGGGAGAUCCUGAUGGCGGAAAAGAAGGGAUUGGACCCCUACAACCUGCUGGCCCCCAAGGGUGCCGCGGGCACGAGGGAGGAGCCCAACCUGGUCCCCUCCAUCACAGACAAACGCAUCGUGGGCUGCAUCUGUGAGGAGGAUAACAGCGCUGUCAUCUGGUUCUGGCUGCACAAAGGCGAGACCCAGCGCUGCCCAAACUGCGGAACGCACUACAAACUGGUCCCCCAGCAGCUCCACCAUUGAGCACCGCCCUGCCGCCGCCCCUGCCACCCCCACCGCCGUCUGCCCUGGUUCCUGGAGCGGCACCUUCUUUCUAAUAAAGAGCCGGUACCACCUGGCUCCUUCUUCUCCCUCCGUC
This is a messenger RNA of Ornithorhynchus anatinus (platypus), 558 nucleotides long. Its product is annotated as cytochrome c oxidase subunit 5B, mitochondrial. Gene Ontology annotation, biological process: mitochondrial electron transport, cytochrome c to oxygen. Lineage: Eukaryota; Metazoa; Chordata; Mammalia; Monotremata; Ornithorhynchidae. The record is from RefSeq and is a predicted model, not a curated record. The transcript is spliced from 4 exons. The coding region runs from base 45 to 443 and encodes 132 amino acids. Gene Ontology annotation, cellular component: mitochondrial envelope.